AAUCAUGGAGAUGAAUGGUUUAUAUUUGUUCUCACUAACCCACCAAUAUCUUUAGCCAUAUACAUUUCACCUGGAAAACUCGCUCUGUCCUUGUAUAUCUGAUUGGUUCUUUUGAUAUUUGGAACUUCCAUUCAGAAACAAGUUUGAUUUUUUAAAAAAGAAAUCGCAAAAAGAAACAAAAGUGCAAGCUUUUUUUGGUGCGUUUUUCAUAAGUUUUGUUGAUUGCUGUUCGUCUACGAGAUUUAUAGCUUGAAAGAAAACAAAAACUUGAGAUUUCAGACUUUGUUCGAAAAAGAAACUCAAAAGAAACUCGAGAUUUUGAAGACUUAGGUCCUACUUAUUGAUCAUGCUUAUUCGUCCUUGGAUUUCUCGUGUGCAGCCCUCUUUGAAAAGCAGCGUUCGCUCCAUUCACUCUAUUUCCUCGGCGAGACCUUUUUCUAGAGCUUUGUCUUGGAAAGCAUGUCGCUCUCAAACGAAAAACUCAUUUACCAAGGUUUUGGCCUGCAACUCCUUUUCCACCAGUACUCCCGGCAGAUCUUCUCCUGUUAGUGCUUUUUACGUUCCUUCCUUCAACUUGUUUGGAAAAGGUAGUCUUGUCGAGGGUGCGAAUCAAAUCAAAUUGAGCGGCUACAAGAAAAUUCUUAUUGUAACUGACCCUGGUAUCAUUAAAAUUGGUCUUUGCGAUAGAGUCAAAACACUGUUGGAAGAACGUGGAUCUACUGUCCACAUUUACAAUGGUGUGCAACCCAACCCAACAGUAACCAAUGUUACGGAUGGAUUAAAGCUCAUUAAGGAAUUCGGCUGUGAUUCUAUUGUUUCUAUCGGUGGCGGUUCCGCUCACGACUGUGCCAAAGGAAUUGCUUUGCUUGCUACAAACGGCGGUAAAAUUGCAGACUAUGAAGGCGUUGAUAAAUCAUUGAAGCCUCAAUUACCCUUGGUUUCCAUCAACACCACGGCCGGAACCGCUAGUGAAAUGACUCGCUUUGCUAUUAUCACCGAAGAAACUCGACACAUAAAAAUGGCAAUCAUUGACAAGCAUACAAUGCCUAUUCUCUCCAUCAAUGAUCCUGAAACCAUGUACGGACUUCCCCCUGCUUUAACCGCCGCUACCGGCAUGGAUGCUUUGACCCACGCUGUUGAGGCAUAUGUCUCAACUGCUGCAAACCCAAUUACCGAUGCUUGUGCCCUCAAGUGUGUAGAACUCGUUGGCCAGUAUCUUAAGCGCGCCGUCGACAAUGGCAGAGACGAAAAAGCUCGUAAACAGAUGGCUUAUGCACAAUUCUUAGGUGGUAUGGCUUUUAACAAUGCUUCUUUGGGUUAUGUUCACGCCAUGGCUCAUCAACUGGGUGGAUUCUAUAAUAUUCCCCACGGUAUCUGCAAUGCCGUUUUGCUUCCCCACGUUCAGUUGUUUAACUCCAAGGAUGCCCGAGCCGCUUCUCGUUUGGGUGAUGUUGCACUUCAACUCGGCUGCAAAGAACAUACAGCCCAAGCUGCUAUCAAGAAGAUUCGGGAUUUGAAUGAGCAAUUGGGCAUCAAGCCCUAUCUCAAGUCUUUGGGCGUCUUUGAAAAAGACUUUGAAUUACUUUCUAAAAAUGCUAUGAAUGAUGCUUGUGGUGCUACUAACCCCAUUCAACCUACUCUGGAUGAAGUCAAGUCCAUCUUUGCUGCUGCCUACUAGACAAAACCUCCUUUCAUUUUUAGACCCAGGAUUUUCCUUUUUCUCUCAUUCAUUCGCCGUUUGCGUUGUUUUUAAGGCAUCCAACUCUCUCUUGCUCUUUUUAUCCUCUCUCUUUGUAGAUAUGUCAAACCAGUUGUCCCUUUAAUUUUUUCAACCUUACAGUGUAUAUACUGUUUUUCAAUAUUUCCCACAAUUAGCGAUAAUACUUUUAUUCCACUUUAUCUACUCAUUGUUUUUAUUCCUGUGCAUUCUCUAGUAUUCGAUCGUUUUUUCUUUUGAGAAAUUGCCAAUUUCUAGCAACAUCCAAAACUAAGCAAUCUAAUUUUAUUUUAUUUUUUUGUUAAGAAAAAAUUAAACAUGUAAACAAGUAAAUAAACACAUCAAAGUAUUCGCCAAAG
Schizosaccharomyces octosporus yFS286 is the source of this 2076-nucleotide messenger RNA. RefSeq names its product alcohol dehydrogenase Adh4. Lineage: Eukaryota; Fungi; Ascomycota; Schizosaccharomycetes; Schizosaccharomycetales; Schizosaccharomycetaceae. Bases 347 to 1678 code for a protein of 443 amino acids. The transcript has a single exon. Gene Ontology annotation, molecular function: alcohol dehydrogenase (NAD+) activity; metal ion binding. The record is from RefSeq and is a predicted model, not a curated record.